Molecule: messenger RNA, 1555 nt
Organism: Scleropages formosus (Asian bonytongue)
Lineage: Eukaryota; Metazoa; Chordata; Actinopteri; Osteoglossiformes; Osteoglossidae
Product: zinc-binding protein A33-like
Exons: 6
Coding region: 113-1522 (469 amino acids)
Molecular function (GO): protein binding; zinc ion binding
Source: RefSeq, a predicted model, not a curated record
GAAAACAUACUCUUUUGAUUGUAACUUGCAUAGACAAAAAAUAGAAGAAGUGAAAGUGAAACAAUGACCAGAGGCCAUUAAACAGCUGCAGACGGACUGUACCUCUGAAGAAAUGGCAUCCAAGAUCUCUGUUCUGGAAGAGGAGCUCUCCUGUCCCAUGUGCUGUGACAUCUACAGGGAUCCUGUUGUCCUCCUCAAGUGUAGCCACAGCUUCUGUAAAGACUGUCUGGAGAAGUACUGGGAGGAGAAGAGCUCUCGGGAAUGUCCAGUGUGUAGGAGGAAGUCUUCUAUGGAUGAGCCUCCUCUCAACCUGGCUCUAAAGAACACAUGUGAGGCCUUCUUACAUGAGAGAAGUCAGAGAGCUGCAGCAGGAUCUGAAGUUCUGUGCCAUCUGCACAACGAGAAACUCAAACUCUUCUGUUUGGAUGACCAGGCUCCUGUGUGCGUUGUGUGUCAAACCUCAGAAACUCAUGAAAACCACAAACUGCGACCAGUCCAGGAAGCAGGAAAAAAAUACAAGGAGGAACUGAGGACAACAUUGAAUCCGCUGCAGGAGAAGCUGGAAGUCUUUACUAAAGUAAAGAAAACAUGGGAAGAAAUAGCAGAGCACAUCAAGAACCAACAACAGAACACAGAGAGACAGAUCAAGGAGCAGUUUGAGAAACUUCACCAGUUCCUCAAGGAUGAAGAGACAGCCAGGAUAGCUGAACUGAGGGAGGAAGAGGAGCACAAGAGUGACACGAUGAAGGAGAAGAUUGAGAAGAUGACACAAGAGAUUUCAUCCCUUUCAGGGACCAUCAGAGCCAUAGAACGGGAGCUGGGAGCUGAAGACGUUUCGUUCCUGCAGAACUACAAGGACAUUAAAGAAAGAUCCCAAGUGAGAGUGAAGGAUCCAGAGGAGGUUCCAGGAGCCCUGAUUAAUGUGGCCAAACACCUGGGCAACCUGAAGUACAGAGUGUGGGAGAAGAUGCUGGACGUUGUUCAGUACACUCCUGUGAUUCUGGACCCCAAUACAGCACAUCCAGAUCUCAUAGUGUCUGAGGAUCUGACCAGUGUGAGAUACAGUGAUGAGACACAACAGCUUCCUGAGAACCCAGAGAGGCUUACAUGGGUGUCUGUUCUGGGUUCCGAGGGAUUCAGCUCAGGGAAACACAGCUGGGAUGUACAUGUUGGGGAGACAGAUUUUUGGUGUCUGGGUGUGGUUAAAGAGUCCAUCAAAAGGAAGGAGGAGUUCCCUCAACACCCAGCAGAAGGACUGUGGUGUGUCGUGCAGAAUAAAGGAGAAUACAGAGCAGAGACUUCACCCCCCACCCAUCUCACAGUGGUGAAGAAACCCCAGAAGAUGAGGGUACAGCUGGACUGGGACAGGGGGGAAGUGUCGUUCUCUGACCCCAGUGACAACACUCCUCUCUACACUUUUACACACAGAUUUACUGAGAAGGUUUUUCCAUUCUUCAUUUCUAUUGAUCCCGCUGUUCCUCUGCAAAUAUGCUCCAUAAAAGUGUUCGUAUCAAAGACAUAGAGAAGUGCAUUUUAAAUGCCAUUUUGGUGUCAA